CACUGCGAUCCACCAGUAACAGAAGUCGAUUUGUGGUUAACUCAGAAAAAAUUUAACCGGACAACAAAUGUUAUAGAUGUGACACUAUCAACACCGUGGCCACUUAGUGAUGACAUCAGAAUGGAGAUAAAGGCAGCAACCAAGAAGGACGGCGGUUACAAACCGGGUUCCUACUACAUGAAUGGUCCGUUUUGUCAAACUGUACGUGCGCUCAUUGGGGACUUGUUCAAUGCCAUUUUAAAUGCUACUGGGGUUGAGGACUGUCCCAUGCCAGGUGAUGUAAGACUGGACGGCUACUAUGUGGACAGUGACAAACUGAACGAUCAAAUGUUGUACGGGGACUACCGAGUCGAAAUAUUCUUUUUUGUCGACAAUGAAUUGAAAGGAUGUUACCUUCUGUACAUGCAGUUGAUGGCUAAAGAAGAAGAAUAA
Messenger RNA from Leguminivora glycinivorella, 432 nucleotides. RefSeq lists its product as uncharacterized. The record is from RefSeq and is a predicted model, not a curated record. The transcript has 3 exons. NCBI's taxonomy places the organism in Eukaryota, Metazoa, Arthropoda, Insecta, Lepidoptera, Tortricidae. The coding region runs from base 121 to 432 and encodes 103 amino acids.